Arabidopsis lyrata subsp. lyrata is the source of this 1623-nucleotide messenger RNA. Its product is annotated as aspartic proteinase CDR1. Lineage: Eukaryota; Viridiplantae; Streptophyta; Magnoliopsida; Brassicales; Brassicaceae. The record is from RefSeq and is a predicted model, not a curated record. The transcript has a single exon. Gene Ontology annotation, cellular component: extracellular region. The coding region runs from base 157 to 1416 and encodes 419 amino acids.
UUAAAAAGAAUAAAAACCCCCAAAAAAUGUAAAACUAAGUAAUAAAAUGUUAAAAUCCCCAUGUCAUGAUAUCGAAAUUGGACAAAGUUGACAAAUAAGGACAUUUAACAAUUACGACAAAAAAAUCCAGAAAGUUAUAUAUAUAUAUAUACGUGCAUGAAUGAAGAGCAUUGCAUUGUGUCUCAAAACCAUUCGAUAUCAAUGUCUCUUGGAACCACCACAAUGAUCGUUCUUUUUCUUCAAAUCAUUACAUGUUUUCUCUUCACCGCCACUGCCUCAUCACCUCACGGCUUCACCAUUGACUUGAUCCAGCGUCGUUCGAAUUCAUCUUCUUCUCGACUGUCCAAAAAUCAGUUGCUCGGAGCAUCACCUUACGCCGACACUGUCUUUGAUUACAGCAUCUAUCUAAUGAGACUACAACUCGGUACUCCUCCUUUCGAGAUCGUAGCAGAGAUAGACACAGGAAGUGACCUUAUAUGGACACAAUGUAUGCCUUGUCCUAACUGCUACACACAAUUCGCUCCUAUAUUCGACCCUUCUAAAUCUUCAACCUUCAAAGAAAAAAGAUGCCAUGGGAACUCUUGUCCUUACGAGAUUAUCUACGCGGACGAAAGCUAUUCCACGGGAAUCUUGGCAACCGAGACGGUCACAAUCCAGUCCACUUCAGGAGAGCCCUUUGUGAUGGCUGAAACAUCCAUUGGGUGUGGCCUCAACAACUCAAACCUCAUGACACCAGGGUAUGCAGCGAGUUCUUCGGGCAUUGUUGGUCUAAACAUGGGACCUUCGUCGCUUAUCUCUCAGAUGGACUUGCCCAUCCCAGGUCUUAUAUCUUACUGCUUUUCUAGUCAAGGAACUAGUAAGAUCAAUUUUGGAACAAAUGCUGUUGUGGCAGGAGAUGGGACGGUAGCAGCCGAUAUGUUUAUCAAGAAAGAUCAACCUUUCUAUUACCUAAACCUAGACGCGGUCAGCGUUGGGGACAAACGCAUUGAGACAUUGGGGACACCGUUUCAUGCCCAAGACGGGAACAUUUUUAUAGACUCUGGAACCACUUACACGUACUUACCUACGAGCUACUGCAACCUAGUGAGGGAGGCAGUGGCGGCAAGUGUUGUGGCAGCGAAUCAAGUACCUGACCCGAGCAGUGAGAACUUGCUUUGCUACAAUUGGGACACCAUGGAGAUCUUUCCGGUGAUCACAUUGCAUUUUGCUGGCGGUGCGGAUCUUGUCUUGGAUAAGUACAAUAUGUAUGUCGAAACGAUAACGGGAGGAACCUUUUGUCUAGCUAUUGGGUGUGUUGAUCCGUCAAUGCCUGCUAUCUUUGGGAAUAGAGCGCAUAACAAUUUAUUGGUGGGUUAUGAUUCUUCAACAUUAGUGAUUUCUUUUAGUCCCACUAAUUGUUCUGCACUAUGGAGUUGAAGAAACAACACCCCAAGCGAGUCUCUUUUCUACAUUUUUAAGUUUAGUUUGGUUUUUAUUAUAUUUGUCCUUUUGAUAAAAGCAUAAAACAUUGAUAUUUUUUUAUGAUUAAUUAAUAUGCGAAUGUGUACACAACAUGCAUUAUUCAUAUUCUAAUGUGUCUCUUAUACUUUAUUUUUAUUUUUAUUUAUAAUCCAGUUUUCACAA